CGCGCGUGCGCGCGCGCCCGGUGAGGCGGGACACUUCUCCUCGAGCUUCCACUUUUUCUUGCACAAAAAAUAUAGGAAAAGUUGCACAGGUUGCGAAAUGGCAGCUAAAGUGGCGCUUCUCGUGUGUAUUUUGACGCUGAGCUGCUGCGGUGAGGCGAAUUCGGCAAAGCGGAACGUGCUGCUCGUCGUCGCUGACGAUGCGGGAUUCGAGAGCGAGGUGUACAACAACACGGCGGUGCACACACCCCACCUACGCGCCCUGGCCCAGCGCAGCCUCGUCUUCCGCAACGCCUUCACCACCGUAAGCAGCUGCUCCCCGAGCCGCUCCACCAUCCUGACGGGACUGCCGCAGCACCAGAAUGGCAUGUACGGUCUCCAUCAAGACAUCCACCACUUCAACUCUUUUGAUGGGGUUCAAAGCCUUCCUUUCCUGCUGAGACAAGCCAACAUCCAAACAGGUAUCGUUGGGAAGAAGCACGUGGGACCCGGGGAGGUGUACCCCUUUGACUUCGCGUACACAGAGGAGAACAACUCGGUGCUGCAGGUGGGCCGGAACAUAACCCGCAUCAAGCUACUUGUCAGAAAGUUCCUGCAGGCCAGGCGGGAGGACGACCAGCCCUUCUUCCUCUAUGUGGCCUUCCAUGACCCCCAUCGCUGCGGUCACUCACAGCCCCAGUACGGAGCCUUCUGUGAGAAGUUCGGGAACGGCGACAGUGGGAUGGGUCGCAUCCCUGACUGGACGCCAGAGCACUACACCCCGGAGCAGGUCAAGGUGCCCUACUUCAUCCCAGACACUCCGGCCGCUCGAGCUGACCUGGCAGCUCAGUACACCACCAUCAGCAGGCUGGACCAAGGGAUUGGCCUGGUGCUGAAGGAGCUGCGGGAGGCUGGGUUCGAGAACAACACGCUGGUGAUGUAUAGCUCGGACAAUGGCAUCCCGUUCCCCAACGGGCGGACCAACGUAUACUGGUCAGGCACUGCCGAGCCCCUGCUGGUGUCCUCGCCGGAGCACCGGCAACGUUGGGGGCAGGUCAGCCAGGCCUACGUCAGCCUCCUGGAUGUGACACCCACCAUCCUGGACUGGUUCUCAGUGCCCUACCCGCAGUACAGGUUGUCCGGGAAGCAGCCGGUGGUGCUGAGCGGCAGGUCCCUCCUCCCGGCGCUGAGCUCCGAGCCGCCCUGGGACACGGCAUUCGCCAGUCAGAGUCUGCACGAGGUCACCAUGUACUACCCGAUGCGUGCCAUCCACCAGGGGCCAUACCGCCUGGUGCAUAACCUCAACUUCAGGAUGCCCUUCCCCAUCGACCAGGACUUCUACGUGUCGCCCACCUUCCAGGACCUUCUCAACCGCACGCGGUCCAGCCAGCCGACAGGCUGGUUCAAGACGCUGCAGGACUACUACUACCGGGACCGCUGGGAGCUGUACGACGUGCGCGACGACCCGCAGGAAACGCGGAACCUGGCUUCGGACCCAGCACACAAGCAAACGUUGGAAGACCUUCGGGCGCAGCUGCUCAAGUGGCAAUGGGCCACCUCGGACCCGUGGGUGUGCGCCCCCGACGCUGUGCUCGAGGCCAAGAUGAGCCCACAGUGCCGGCCACUCUACAACGGCCUCUGACCGGGGAACCGGUGUGCAGACAGAAACGUUUCCCUCCUUCGACACACACAAUGUGUAACGAUGGCAGCAAUCACUGCGGUUUGUAUGAAACGUUUUCAGGAGCGCUGACCCACUAGGAGCGCUUAUUCGAAAAGAACGUGUGAUCUUGGCUCAAAAUGGACCAUAGUCUGUGCACUUCAUAUUUGAUGUAUGGAUAAUACUGAAAUGAACUGAGUCAGUGAUCACAUCAGGUCAGGCCAAUGCAUCUGUUGUCAUGACAUUUCGGCAGAAAGACACAUUAACGCUAGUUCAAAUUGUUGAAAUUGCUAUUUUCUACUCAAUUAAACACCUGCCGUUGCAGUCUGAUUGCUACAGGAUAUUUGCCUAAAUACUCUCCAGAUUUGGCUGUACAUUAUUAUUAUUAAAUAUAUAUAUCUAAGGAAAGUUCUCAUCUAUAUUUCCAGGGUUUGGAAGGUCAGUUCCUGAAUGAUGCGAUGGCUAAUAACACAGUGUCUUCGAUCUUUUCAUCAUCUAUCGAGCAUAAUAGCGCUGUGUUUGACUGACACCUUUACAGGUAUAUACUUGUACUUGGAAUGUUACAUUUACUAGUAUCGCCUUGAGG
Scleropages formosus (Asian bonytongue) is the source of this 2219-nucleotide messenger RNA. RefSeq names its product N-sulfoglucosamine sulfohydrolase (sulfamidase) (gene sgsh). Bases 98 to 1618 code for a protein of 506 amino acids. The transcript is spliced from 7 exons. Gene Ontology annotation, biological process: heparan sulfate proteoglycan catabolic process; glycosaminoglycan catabolic process. The record is from RefSeq and is a predicted model, not a curated record. Lineage: Eukaryota; Metazoa; Chordata; Actinopteri; Osteoglossiformes; Osteoglossidae. Gene Ontology annotation, molecular function: N-sulfoglucosamine sulfohydrolase activity.